AAUUAAAAUACAUAAUAAUAUUAUCCUUCUUGGCUGAUUAUCCGUCAGAACGUUUAGAUAAUAAUAUUAUAAUAUGAUUUAUUAAGCAUCACGAGUAACCCACGGGCAUGGACUAAAAUAAUAAUAUAUAUCUAUCCUAUUUUAGUCAGUGUCUCAAAGAUAGGUACAUAUUAUAAUGAACAAUCACUAUAUAUCAUGGUGCUAAAUUGCGGGAAAUUUAAAAAACGAGUUAAAAUUUGAUAACAAAUUUGAUAACAUCACAAAAUAUUUUUAAAUUCAAUGUGCUUACAGUACCUAAGUUUUAAUUUUAAGUAUAAUUUUUUGUAAGUCCAUGGUCCAUUGUCACCUAUUUUAAUAUUUAAUACUAAUAUACGACUGAUAUUUAUUAUUAAUUUAAUUCUCAUGAUUAAUUUAAGAAGAUCUCUAACUUUAAGAUAAAAUAAUGAAAUUCCGUGGAAAAAUCAUUGAUCCGCAUUGCAUGAAACAGUUCUACAGUAUUGUUAUUAUUUUAUCCAAAUUAUGUAGAAAUGUAGUAUUGAGACUUAGUUCUACUAAACUGUACUUAAUUGCUUUAAAUGAAUCAAACAGUAAUCAAAUCAGUGUUUGGUCUGUAUUAGAUCAACAGUCAUUUUUUAAGGACUACGAUAUGAUUGGUGAAACGGAAUCUAAUGAAAUUUUAUUUAGUUUACCAAUUGAUAUGCUUGCAUCCUCAUUGAGUUCAGCAAAACAAACAAACUUAAAAACUCUCAAGAUGAAACUUACUGAUAAACUAUCUCCAUGUCUAACUAUUGAAUUGGAUCUGGAGUCUCAAGUAUCUAGUAAACAGUUAUGUACUCAUGAUAUUCCAGUUACUGUUAUACUACCAAAAGAUUGGUCAGAAUAUAAGGAGCCUACCAUACCUACUCAUAAUAUAAGUGUUGUUAUGCCAUCAAUACGAGUAGUACGCCACAUUGUUGAUAAGAUGAAACGUAUUGGUCCCAGGUUAAUGGUAUCAUUGGAUGCUUCUGGAAAAAUGGUUUUAGGAGUUUCAAAUUUAUCAGCUACAGUCGACACACAUUUUAUAGAUCUUGAGAUAGUUAGUGUACAAAAUUCAACUGAUAAAGAAAAUAAAUAUUCUACAAUAGUUGAUAUCAAAAAAUUUUCACAAUUUUUAAAUUGUGAAACAUUAAACUUAUCAAAAAUAUUAUGUCAUGUAGUAGAAGGAUUGCUGUUACAUUGUUCAAUUGAAGAAGAUGAAUAUGUAUUACAUUAUUUCUUAAGUGGAAUUGAUGAUUAACAUUAAAAUAUAAAAUUAGUAGGUAAAUAAAUAUAUUUUUUAUAUCUAAAAUAUUUAAAAGCAUUUAUUUACUUAUUUUGAUCCAAUAUCCAUAAUUUAAAAGAAUGCAAGUUAAUUAUUAUUUGUUUUGUGCUACAUUGCUAGAUAUUGAGUUAUUAAAUUGUAUGGUAUGUAAUUAAUAUGUAAUGAUUUUACAAUGAUGUGUUUUUUUUUUGUCUGUGUACACCAUAACUUGUUAAAAUAUAGCUUCAAUUUAAAACUUUA
Aphis gossypii (cotton aphid) is the source of this 1540-nucleotide messenger RNA. RefSeq names its product checkpoint protein HUS1 (gene Hus1-like). Gene Ontology annotation, biological process: mitotic DNA replication checkpoint signaling; double-strand break repair via homologous recombination; mitotic intra-S DNA damage checkpoint signaling. Bases 443 to 1276 code for a protein of 277 amino acids. The transcript has 6 exons. The record is from RefSeq and is a predicted model, not a curated record. NCBI's taxonomy places the organism in Eukaryota, Metazoa, Arthropoda, Insecta, Hemiptera, Aphididae. Gene Ontology annotation, cellular component: checkpoint clamp complex; nucleolus; site of double-strand break.